Messenger RNA from Pteropus alecto (black flying fox), 3104 nucleotides. RefSeq names its product tRNA methyltransferase 6 (gene TRMT6). Gene Ontology annotation, biological process: tRNA methylation. Lineage: Eukaryota; Metazoa; Chordata; Mammalia; Chiroptera; Pteropodidae. Gene Ontology annotation, cellular component: tRNA (m1A) methyltransferase complex; nucleus. The transcript has 11 exons. The record is from RefSeq and is a predicted model, not a curated record. The coding region runs from base 168 to 1661 and encodes 497 amino acids.
GGAAAGCGGAAGCGGUGCUCAGCACGUGGGGGCGGUGCUGUUCGGAGAGUUCGGCGUCCCUGUGUGGUCUGUGGGAAGUGAGGCUGGCAGCAGAGACAGCGGAGGACGAGGGGCGGGGCGCAGGGGGCUGGGGAGAAGCUGCACAGCACGGAGACCCGCUGAGCGUCAUGGAGGGCUCAGGGGAGCAGCCGGACCCACAGCCACCGAAUCCCGGGGACCACCACAUCCGCGACGGAGACUUCGUGGUGCUGAAACGGGAAGACGUGUUCAAAGCAGUGCAAGUCCAGCGGAGAAAAAAAGUAACUUUUGAAAAACAGUGGUUCUAUCUGGAUAAUGUCAUUGGCCAUAGUUAUGGAACCACAUUUGAAGUGACUGCUGGAGGAAAUCUUCAGCCUAAGAAGAAGAAGGAAGAGCCUACUUCAGAGACCAAAGAAGCGGGCACUGAUAAUCGAAAUAUAGUUGAUGAUGGGAAAUCUCAGAAACUUACUCAAGAUGACAUAAAAGCUUUAAAGGACAAGGGCAUUAAAGGAGAGGAAAUAGUUCAGCAGUUGAUUGAAAAUAGUACAACAUUCCGAGACAAGACAGAAUUUGCUCAAGAUAAAUAUAUAAAAAAGAAGAAAAAGAAAUAUGAAGCUGUCAUUACUGUUGUGAAACCAUCCACCCGCAUCCUUUCAAUUAUGUAUUAUGCCAGAGAACCUGGAAAAAUUAACCACAUGAGAUAUGAUACACUAGCCCAGAUGUUGACAUUGGGAAAUAUUCGUGCUGGCAAUAAAAUGAUCGUAAUGGAAACGUGUGCAGGCUUGGUGCUGGGUGCAAUGAUGGAACGAAUGGGAGGUUUUGGCUCUAUUAUUCAGCUGUACUCUGGAGGUGGACCAGUUCGGGCAGCAACAGCAUGUUUUGGAUUUCCCAAAUCUUUCCUUAGUGGUCUUUAUGAUUUCCCCCUCAACAAAGUGGACAACCUCCUAAAUGGAACAUUUUCUGCUGAGAUGUUGUAUUCAGAGCCAAAAGAUAGUUCUUCGGUUGAAGAAAGUAACGGCACAUUGGAGGAAAAACAGACUUCAGAACAAGAGAACGAAGACAACAUGGCAGAAGCCUCAGAGAGCAAUCACUCCAAAGAACAAGAAACAAUGGAAAUUAUCUCUCAAGAUCCAAAAUAUAAGGAGCCUAAAGAGAGAGGAAGCAAAAAGGAUUAUAUUCAGGAAAAGCAAAGGAGACAAGAAGAGCAGAGGAAAAGACAUUUAGAGGCUGCAGCUCUACUGAGUGAAAGAAAUGCAGAUGGUUUAAUUGUAGCUAGUCGUUUCCAUCCCACUCCACUGCUGCUAUCUUUGCUGGACUUUGUGGCCCCCUCAAGGCCGUUUGUGGUCUACUGUCAGUAUAAAGAGCCUCUGUUGGAAUGCUACACAAAACUGCGGGAAAGAGGAGGGGUCAUCAACCUCAGGGUGUCUGAAACCUGGCUCAGAAACUACCAGGUUUUGCCAGAUCGAAGUCAUCCCAAACUACUGAUGAGUGGAGGUGGGGGGUACCUUCUUUCAGGAUUCACUGUUGCCAUGGACAACCUUAAAGCAGACGCCAGCCUCAAAUCCAACUCAAGCACUUUAGAGUUACAGAAGACUGAAGAGCCAGCAGCUAAAAAACGGAAAUGCCCAGAGUCUGACUUUUAACCUUUCAAAAAUUGCUUUGACUUUUGUUCUCAGGCAUUAUACAGUUAGAAAUUAAACUUUAAAUGUCAUUACUAAUUGUUUUUUCAUAUCCUAAAAUAAGAUUGUGUCUGUAUACCUGUUCCGGAGAAAGACAAGUAAGCCUUUUGUUCACCUCUGACACAGAUGAGUUUGGUCUGUCAAAACCUCAAGCUAAAAUAGCCAAGCCUGAGGUAUGCAGUGAACUGACAUAUGGCCAAUUCUGUUUAUUUCACAGAAGUCUUCUAAGUACUUUUAGUACUCUGUGCAAGCAUCCUAGAGAUAUAUUUAUACAAGACUUCGUUUAUAUGUUAAGCUAAGCAAAAUGACACAAUAUAGCUAAAACUUGGAUACUGAAAGGAAGGAAUUUGUGGAAGAAAUUUCCUCUGUUCAUUUCACUCUCUUCAACUUAAGCAAUACAAGUGUGUGAGUGUGUGAAUUAUAGUACCAAAAAUGUUUACCCUGUUCCCCCAGUGGGAUAAACUUUUUUAGAACGCUAGAUUUUAUUAUUUUAAUAGUCGACAACCUAGGAAAGUUUUGAGUAUUUAUUUUACUGCUUUUGUUAUAGAAAGGUGUAGUAGGGUACUUUUACAUUAAUUUACUAAUCCCCUCCUCCUCUGUUCCAAAUAGAGUGACUAGAAUUUUUAUGUACUAUCAAUUAAAGGAAACAAAUGGUUUUUUUUUCCUCCCCAGAGACUUAAGAAGAUAGGUAAAUAUAUAUAUACAUAUAUAUGUACAAUAUUCCUCACUUAAUGUUGUCAGUAGAUUCUGACUUUAAGCAAAAACAAUGUAUAACAGCCAAUUUUGCCAUUGGCUAGUUCAUGUAAAUGAGAGUUAAGUUCCUAUGGCAUCUCAUCAACAUGACGAAACAACAUUGAAUGAAACGAUGUUAUUGGAGGACCCUCUGUAUAUGGAUGUUGGUAUAUACACGUACAUAUAUAUAUUUAUACAUACACACGGAGACAAUGCACUAUCUUUAUGAACUAUGACAAAGUUUAGUGCAGGGCUUAAACCAUUUCUCACUGCAUUACUGUCACUGUCAAAUGUAUUUUAAAGUGCCUUUUUUGGUAAUUAAUGCUGGUUUAUUGAGCUCUGGCAUGAUUAGGUGGUUAGCCUUUCUAAGUGCUGAAAAAAUAUAAUCAAAUUAUUUGGUCAAUUGCUGCAGCCAAGAAAAGUAUUUCGAGUAAGCCAAGGCUCUCGUCCAUUUAAGAGUCUGAGUCUUGCUCACUGCUAAACACUCUCAUUGUGUGUGUUGUUCACAUUAUAGAAUAGAUGCAUCCAGCAAGAAGUGUCUCAGAAAAAAAGUUGCUUUUUACUAAUAGCAUGUACUAUUCUGAUAAUGGCCAGUGUGAUUACCAAUAAAUAUGAUUUUGAUUCCUUUUUCUUAAAGCAAUUGCUUUUAAAGAAUAAAAGUGUUUCCUACUAUGA